Nerophis ophidion (straightnose pipefish) is the source of this 2015-nucleotide messenger RNA. RefSeq names its product solute carrier family 49 member A3-like. Gene Ontology annotation, molecular function: transmembrane transporter activity. The transcript is spliced from 8 exons. Lineage: Eukaryota; Metazoa; Chordata; Actinopteri; Syngnathiformes; Syngnathidae. The record is from RefSeq and is a predicted model, not a curated record. Gene Ontology annotation, biological process: transmembrane transport. The coding region runs from base 1 to 1044 and encodes 347 amino acids. Gene Ontology annotation, cellular component: membrane.
AUGCAGAAGAAAGCUUCGACGGUGGUGUUUUUCGGUCAGACGCUGGCAGCGGUGGCGCAGCCGCUCAUCAUCUUCACGCCCACCAAGAUGGCGGCGUUGUGGUUCCCCGAUCACCAGCGAGCCACGGCCAACAUGAUGGCCUCCAUGGCCAACCCGCUGGGCAUCCUCAUCGCCAACAUGGCGUCUCCAAAGAUCGCUCGCACGGCACAACUCCCACUUUUGAUGUUGGUCUAUGCCGUUGUUGCCUGCGUCAGCUGUUUCCUCGUCACCAUGGGCAUGCGGUGCAGUGCCCCCCCCCCGACGCCGCCAUCGGCCAGCGCAGAACAUUCCACCUCGGAACCCUUCAGACAUGGCUUCAAACUGCUGCUGAGGAACCGAGCGUACCUGCUGCUGCUGUGCUUUGGCUCGGGCGUGGCCGUGUUCACCUGCUUCUCCACGCUGCUGGACCAGAUCCUGUGUGUGCAGGGAUACACCGACGAUUUCGUGGGUCUAUGCGGCGCACUCUUCAUCGCGUUGGGCAUGGUGGGCGCCGCCCUGCCGGGGCUUUACGUUGACAAAACCAAGAAGUUCAUAGAGGCCAUCAAAGUCAACAUGAGCCUCUCUGCCAUGGUGGCCUGCGCCUUCACUGUGGUGUGUCUGAUGCAAGAUCAGAAGGUGGCCGUAGCGAUUGUUUGCGCUCUUUUUGGCUUCUUGGGUGUCUCCAUCUACCCGGCCGUGAUGGAGUUGUCCGUGGAAUGUUCCUACCCUGUGGGAGAGGCCACCUCCGCCGGACUGGUCUUCAUAUCAGGACAAGUUCAGUCGCUGAUUUACAUCAUCCUGCUUCAAGCUUUGGCAACACCCAUCGCAGAGUCGCCUCGCUUAACCUGCACGCUCGCCCCUCAGAGCUGGAAAGUUCCUGUGAUGCUGCUGUCCGCACUGAGCGCCGUGUCCUCCUGCAUCUUCCUCAUCUUCUUCCACACGCCCUACAGGCGCCUGGAGGACGAAAAAGCCGCCAUUUACGGGACCGGCCAGGGCAACGGAACCGCCGCCAGCGAGAACAAGUGAUCCGGCCGAGUAACGUUUUCAUAACAAAAUAACCAAGAAGUAUUUUGUCCUUUGUUAUGUCACCACUUUUAUGGAGGUUCAUUUAUAUCUUCAUUAGGAAAAGUUUUCUUUUGACAAUUUCCAUCCAUUUUCUACCGCUUGUCCCUUUUGGGGUCGCGGGGGGUGCUGGAGCCUAUCUCAGCUGUAUUCGGGCGGAAGGCGGUGUACAUCCUGGACAAGUCGCCACCUCAUCACAGAUAGAAAACAUUCACACUAGGGACCAUUUAGUGUUGCCAAUCAACCUAUCCCCAGGUGCAGGUCUUUGGAGGUGGGAGGAAGCCGGAGUACCCGGAGGGAACCCACGCAGUCACGGGGAGAACAUGCAAACUCCACACCGAAAGAUUUUAGUCCUAGUUUGAUCACGUAAGCCAGGACCUUCGUAUUGUGAGGCACAUGCACUAACCCCCUGUGGCACCGUGCCAUUUAUGCAACUGAAUUUUGUGUACAUCAAAUUAUGCUGACAGAUGAGUACUGUUACUUUCAAAUAUGACUCAAGUAAAAAGUGUUGAUCACAAUAAUUAGUUGAGCAAGUAUUGUGUGAUGGGUUAUACUUGUAUAGCGCUUUUCUACCUUUAUUUGAAGGAACUCAAAGCGCUUUGACACCAGUUCCAUAUUCACCCUUUCACACACUGAUGUCAGGAGCUGCCAUGCAAGGUGCUAACCAGGCCCCAUCAGGAGCAAGGGUGAAGUGUCUUGCUCAAGGACACAACGGACGUGACUAGGAUGGUAGAAGGUGGGGAUUGAACCAGUAACCCUCAGGUUGCUGGCACGGCCACUCUCCCGACUUCGCCACGCCGUCCCCGUGAUAAAACGACUCAAGUAUUUAGUAACUUGCGAGUAACUUCUGAUUUAUUCAAGAGCUGAUUUUGUAAUGGUCUUGGAAUACAAUUGUAGUUGGUGUGUGUCAAAUAUAAAAAUCACACUUUUCUCCA